Messenger RNA from Grammomys surdaster, 3348 nucleotides. RefSeq names its product ADP ribosylation factor 3 (gene Arf3). The coding region runs from base 206 to 751 and encodes 181 amino acids. Gene Ontology annotation, molecular function: GTPase activity; GTP binding. Gene Ontology annotation, biological process: vesicle-mediated transport; intracellular protein transport. NCBI's taxonomy places the organism in Eukaryota, Metazoa, Chordata, Mammalia, Rodentia, Muridae. The transcript has 5 exons. The record is from RefSeq and is a predicted model, not a curated record. Gene Ontology annotation, cellular component: plasma membrane; cytoplasm.
CGGAGCAGCUUCGCCGCGGUCGGUUUGCGGAGCGGGAGGCAGCGGCCGGAGAGCCAGGCGGAACCUGCGGGGGCGGAGGCGGCGGUGGCAGCCGCGGCGCAGGGAGCAGGAACAGGAUCAAGCCUUCCAUUCCAGGGACCAGGGUCAAGCCAGAUUACCACUGCCCCUACCUAGGCCCCAUUGACUUAAAGCAGCCACUGAGACCAUGGGCAAUAUCUUUGGGAACCUUCUGAAGAGCCUAAUCGGGAAGAAGGAGAUGCGCAUCUUGAUGGUGGGCCUGGAUGCUGCGGGAAAGACCACCAUCCUGUACAAGCUGAAACUCGGAGAGAUUGUCACCACCAUCCCUACCAUUGGGUUUAAUGUGGAGACAGUGGAAUAUAAGAAUAUCAGCUUCACAGUAUGGGACGUAGGUGGCCAGGACAAGAUUCGGCCCCUCUGGAGACACUACUUCCAGAACACCCAAGGCUUGAUAUUUGUGGUUGACAGCAAUGAUCGGGAGCGAGUGAAUGAGGCCCGGGAAGAGCUGAUGAGGAUGCUGGCAGAGGAUGAGCUCCGGGAUGCUGUACUCCUUGUGUUUGCAAACAAACAGGAUUUGCCGAAUGCUAUGAAUGCUGCUGAGAUCACAGACAAGCUGGGGCUGCACUCUCUGCGUCACCGCAAUUGGUACAUUCAGGCCACCUGUGCUACCAGCGGGGACGGGCUGUAUGAAGGCUUGGACUGGCUGGCCAAUCAGCUCAAAAACAAGAAGUGAGAGCCAGGCACCCCUCUGACUCCCCCGACUCCUGACACAUACCUGUUGUCUCCUUACCCCAGCUUCCCUCUGUCUUCCUCUUGAAAGUGUGGCCGAGGUCCUGGGUAUCAUGUCCACAUGCCCAGCAAGCGCCUGGCCUCCGUGCCUCCCUCCUCCUCCCCUGUGCACUGACACGGUCAGCCCCCAACUGCUGUCCUCAUGAUGAAUCAUUCCAAUUUACUGGAUUUAAAACAGAAUGAAGCUGUUAUGGUUUCGUGGGGUGGUCCCCCUUGGUUUCAGGAGGAAGAGUGGGAUGUUCUCUUUGUUUGCUGUUUGGCACUGGUUGCUGUGCUCUUGGCAUCUGAGUCCCUUCCCUAUGUCCCUGGCCACUCUCCUUCCCGUCUUCCUUUCCUUCUACACUCUCCUAUUUACAUGGACAUUGCACGGGCUCUGUGUGUGCGUGCAUGUGUGCGCCUGUACAUACGUGUAUAGAGAGAUAUAUAUGUGGGGUCAGGGGAGGGAGCAGAGUGCAGCUCAGGACACUGCGCACUAGAACCUGUCCCCUGCCCUUCUGUGUUGGUGAGAUACGGGGAUGUGGGUGGGUCCCAUUGCUUUCCUCUCUACAGGUGGCAUUCCUAGAUGUUAGGAUAGAUGGGCUCCUACAGCCGUCUGUCUGUCUGUCUCAUCUUUCCUUUUCCACCAUUAUGAGCACAUGAAAUGGCAUUGAUCUCUGUGACUGUUCCUAAGGAGAUGCCGUUCUGCUCAGCCUCAUGAGUAGGAAGGAAAGGAGCCCACUCACGUUACUGGCUAGAGUGUUGUAUCGACCCUCCUUCACCAUCCUCAGAUCUGUUCCAGGAACUCAGAGGGAGGUGGGUGAGUGGGACCUGCAUGCUGAGGGGUGGGGAGUGCUCUGGGAAGGCCUAGAUUUCCAUCUUGCCCUCAGGAGGGAAGGUAAGGCAUGGAGCAGUCCUGCUUCCGCCUUCUGGUCUGGUGGCUGGGUGGUUCUGUCUGUCAGAGACUUUUUCCCUUAGUAGUUCUGCUGGCCUGGUGAGGACUGACCAGGCAGAGUGAUGAGAAGCCAUGGAUUAGGGCUACCAUAGCCGACCUCAGUAUCAACCCCGUUCUCCAGUUUGCUGUCUAGUUCAGGACCAGGAAAGAUGAGUUUCUGUUGUUCUCGAUGUCCUGUCCCCCUCUUUCCUGGCAGCUUUCCCCAGUCCUCACCCUGUCCCUGAAUAGGUCUGUGGGGCUGGAGUAGAUGCUGUAGGACCCUGCAUGGCUGAGGCUGGAACUGGGAUCUUCAGGGCCCUCCCACCAUCAUUCUCUGCUUGUUCAGCUGCUGCUGCAGGUCUGUAGAGGGCGCCUGUUCCAGAAGCUCUGACCUGGUCACCGCACUGAAGCUGUGGCUGUUCUGUGGGCUCCUGUGUGUGCUGGCUGCGCCCUGAGCUCCAAAACAGCUGCCCAUAACCUCUCUGCUAAGGUCAGGACCCUGGGCUCUGCAGCAUGGCCGAGGGACCCUUCCCAGAGGGCUGUUCUGAGCUCCACAUUGUGGCCAGGUUUCCUGCCACCUUUGUCUAUAGCAGGCUGAUAGGUUCCCCAGCCUCCCGUCAGCAGAGCUGUGUGAGGUUCUAGGAUGUCUCUCAGUGCAGGUAGUGCUGUGAUACCCCAGAGACCACAUGGGUAUGUGCUCUAGACCUGGAGGGUGUGCGUGUGUGCGUGUGUGUGUGCGCGCGCGUGCGUGUGCGUGCGCACGCGUGUGUGUGCGCAUAUGUGCGUGCGGCGCGAUCUCUACAUGGAGGUGCCAGGGGUUCUGUUUCAUUUUAAAUGGGUUCUUUCCAUUCCCUGCACUCCUCUCUUUACUGUUCCUGCGUUCCCCUCUGUCACCCUCACUCUCUCUGCCGUUUCUGAGUCCCUGCUCUGUUGCUGCUGUGAGCGCCUGUUUGCCUUCUCGGUUCACUCACCACUUUGCCUGUUUGGUUUGUUUUUGGUUUUGUCUUCUAUUUGAUUUUCUACUCUCUUUGUUUUGAGAUUGGUGAGGACCUUUGCCUCUUUCUCUGCCACGCUUUCUGACCUUCCCACUUAGAUGCUAGUUCCAGAUAGGUUUUGUCCAUUGCAAACUUCAUUCCACUCCUGCAUCCCUUACCACAGCUUCUUGGUUUUCUCCACCUCCUGGGACCAACCUGAGGCUCAGCAGGCUAAAGCAGCCUUGAAUGUUGCCUUGGUGCAUGUUGCUCCAGACAUGUCCAGCAGGGGGCAGUAACAUCUUGGUAACAUCCUUGGCUUUGUGGGGAGGUGGGGUGCUUUCUACAUUCCCUAAUCCGUCUUUAGGGGUUGGGUGUUUCAUCCCAUUACUGUGAGCUCCCUCUCUUGCUUUUCUCAAGUUGGUUUAGUUUUUGAUCUUGUUCUACCUUUCUUUCAGGGGACUCCCCCCUUCCCUCCACCUCCAAAAUUUGUGGUGUUACAGUGGUACUGCAGUUCUAAAGUGGGUUUUUUCUUUUUGCUUUCUCUGGAAUGUAGACUGUACAUGUUUAAUAACUCGCCUUCUCUAUCCUUGCUCAAAAAUGUGGGAUAAUGCAAUGACUGUGCCCUGGUUGGAAAUUAAACUUGUUUUACGCAGCUCU